CACAAUCGCUCGUCCGCGCAUCUCUUAUUUUGCCGAAAGCGCUUUGCAGGAGACUGAGCGGUUUCAACAAUGUCGGAAAUGGCAGAGCUGUCCGAGCUGUAUGAAGAGUGCAAUGACCUACAGAUGGAUGUGAUGCCUGGCGAGGGUGACCUUCCGCAGAUGGAGGUAGGCAGCGGGAACCGGGAGCCAUCCCUGAGCCCCUCCCGCAAUGGGGCCCAGCCACAGCUCGAGGAGGAAGGCCCAAUGGAGGCGGAGGAGGCCCAGCCAAUGGCGGCGCCAAAGGGGAAACGCGGCCUGGCUAACCGGCCCAACCCUGGGGAACAGCCGGGCCAGAUCGCGGGCCCAGACUUCGAGAGCGAGGAUGAGGGCGAGGAAUUUGAUGACUGGGAGGACGACUACGACUAUCCCGAAGAGGAGCAGCUGAGUGGUGCUGGCUACAGAGUGUCAGCCGCCCUUGAAGAAGCCAACAAGAUGUUUCUGAGAACAUCCCGAGCACGGGAGGCAGCCCUGGAUGGCGGGUUUCAGAUGCAUUAUGAGAAGACCCCGUUUGAUCAGUUAGCUUUUAUCGAAGAGCUUUUUUCACUUAUGGUGGUCAAUCGUCUAACCGAAGAACUCGGUUGUGAUGAGAUUAUUGAUAGAGAGUAGUUUAAUGCAGAUAAGAGGAGGAAACUACUUGAGGAGAGACCCAACUUUCCGCUGUUCUUUGGGUUCAUUCCAAAUCGUUCUGUGGCAAUGAAAAACUUGAUUCGGGGGAAAAAAAAUUGGUUUUUGUUUUUCAGAAUACAGGACAAUAGGACAGUGAUUGCACAGUUGUGAAAAGACAAAGAAUCAUGAAAGAAAAGGGGUCUUAAGACUGUUGAAAUCUGUUUUCCAAGAAUGUCCUGAAACACCUAUGGCUUUGACUUUGUUAUUGAUCAAGAUUAUUUUCCUUCCACUGGGGAAGAUAUCUAGUCUGUAAAGAAGGUUUUACAAGAGUAAAUCAUGACCAAGACAAACUGCCAAUACAGGAGCCCACUGAUACGAAUUCUAAGAGGGGAAAAACAAAAAAACAUACAAGUUAUUUGGACUGAAAAACCUGUUGAGAAACUCAAAAUUCUACUUCGUGAUCUAGCCAAGUCAUGGUUAUCAAAGGCUAAAUUUGGAGUGUAAGAUGAAUUGAGUAUUCAUUUACGAAAGGAUAAGUGAAUUAAAAUAUAUGUAUCACAUAUACUAUAUCUUAAAAUGUGUUUCCAAGAGCAUCUGAAAUUUUGUACGUGUAUUUUGAUCAUUUAUAAAACCGUGAUCUAUUAAUUCAGGAAAAUCUAUUGACAUGAUUUUUAAAGUAAAAAUGUCUUUUUACAAAGUUUCAAAUUUUGACAUUGAAAUGUAUGUGAAAGUACCAAAAAGACAAAUUAUUUCUAAUACCCUUAUAUACUAGGGAAGUUUUGUUUUGCUUGCUGAUUUUCGUUUAACUUGACAGGUGAAAGACUUUAGUUGAACUUGGUAUUGUAACAACUGUUGGUGAAAAUUGUCAAGUGAAAGGAAAGCCCUCUACUUUAAAAAGACUGUAUGGACAUUAAUUAUGCUGUCAACCUUUGAAGGUUUUAAACCUGCUCAGAAAUUCACCUCAGUAUCUGAAGUUUCCCUCUGUCUCCUCCUCUAAUUAAACUUGUUAUUCCUUAUGCACCAGCAUUGGAGAUAAUAAAAUUUGUUGUUCUGUGUA
Messenger RNA from Marmota flaviventris (yellow-bellied marmot), 1702 nucleotides. RefSeq names its product EP300 interacting inhibitor of differentiation 1 (gene Eid1). The record is from RefSeq and is a predicted model, not a curated record. Gene Ontology annotation, cellular component: nucleoplasm. Gene Ontology annotation, biological process: negative regulation of DNA-templated transcription. Lineage: Eukaryota; Metazoa; Chordata; Mammalia; Rodentia; Sciuridae. Gene Ontology annotation, molecular function: transcription corepressor activity.